GGGAAGGAGGGCCCUCGCGGCGAGGACAACUCGACCCUGUCUCCCGAGACCACCCCGGGAAAGUUCCACCGAGGCCCUUCUUUUUUGCACCGAGUGCUGGAUGGUUGUUCGAGUCAUCUGCCCGCGAGAGUAUCGUUUCUUUCGCUCAUACGGGAGCUGUCUUGUUCUCUCCUUCGGGCAGAAGCAGCAGCCUGUGCAGCUCACCGGUCUUUCUGCUCCUUCGAUCGUUCCACAGCCGGCGCUUAGGAGUAAGGAGCCGCCCUCUCAGCGGAAUCUCUUGCUAAGUUCCUUGAACAAGCCGUAGCCAUUAUUGCACAAGCUUGUGGCUCAUAGGGGCAGCUUACCACAGGUCCCAUGGUUUCUGGUCCAGUGGAGCUGUGGAGCCUCUACCUCAGGAGGCUCGAGCGCAGGCCAGUGCCCACAAAAUGCUGCACGAGCUUCUGGAUGUUCCUGGUCAGCCAACUGCUCGCGCAGUGCAUCGCUGACGGCAGGGUGACCUCGUUCCGGAGGAUGUUCGACUUUUGCUUCUGGGGCUCCAUCAUACCCAUUGGCUCUCACAGGUGGCAGAACUUUCUAGCGGCCCAUGGCCCCACGAACAUGCUCGUGAAGAUACCUUUUGACCACGUCAUGUACCGGACUCCCAUCCUCGUCGUGUUCCACAUUUACAUCAAGCUGAUGCAGAACAUGUCGUUUGGCCAGGCCCUGAAGUGGACCCUGCAAAACAACCCAAAGGUGCAGAUUACAUCGGCGAAACUCUGGCCGGUAGCCAACAUCGCCAACUACCUGUUUGUGCCCCUGCCCCUGCGGGUGCUGUACCAGAACGUGGUCCUGUUCUUCUGGGUGCUGUACCUGUCCUACAAGACCGCUGGUGACAAGAAGCAGGAUUCUUGGCACGAAGGAAACGGGUCCUCUCUCGAUUAGGGUUGCGAUCUGCUUCGCGAUCUCUUUUUCAUGUGGCUCGUGAUGCGGACGGCACGCGCGCGAGCUACAGUGCCAACACCGGAGGAGGAGCCCCGACCCUCUCCCCCGGGCGGGCUCUUCAUCCCGAGUCGUUUCCUGACCGCCCCAGGGCCCUGCAGAGGCCCCUGGAGGCCAAAAACGUAGGAACAACGGGCAAGUGAGUUUUUCAUAGCGAGGGCCCGUCCAAGGCCGACGAGGCGGCAUCGCCCGCGGCUGGACCUGCACGGACGCUCGCCGUGGCCCUCGCGGCCCUGGCGGCGAACUCCACGCCGCUGCUGCUGCCCCAGUGAGCGCCGGCCCGCGCCCGCGGUGCCCGUGCCCUGGCCAGGGCCGCGAGGCGUCGAAGAGCGGACUUGGGUCGUUCUCCGAGGAUCUCUUGCGCGACUGGGGGCCAGACGUGCUCGCGUCGUGAAA
Molecule: messenger RNA, 1374 nt
Organism: Prorocentrum cordatum
Lineage: Eukaryota; Dinophyceae; Prorocentrales; Prorocentraceae
Source: the annotation of a GenBank genome assembly